Molecule: messenger RNA, 1100 nt
Organism: Trichosurus vulpecula (common brushtail)
Lineage: Eukaryota; Metazoa; Chordata; Mammalia; Diprotodontia; Phalangeridae
Product: diacylglycerol kinase beta-like
Exons: 11
Coding region: 141-1100 (319 amino acids)
Biological process (GO): diacylglycerol metabolic process; lipid phosphorylation; intracellular signal transduction
Cellular component (GO): plasma membrane
Molecular function (GO): ATP-dependent diacylglycerol kinase activity
Source: RefSeq, a predicted model, not a curated record
AUAAAUGUGCCUCUCACCUCAAACCCGAGUGCGACUGUGGAAUCUUGAGGGACCAUAUCUUGCCACCCACAGCAAUCUGCCCAGUGGUGCUGACUCUGCAAACUUCAGGAGUUUCACUUCCUGAGGAUCGCCAAGGAACCAUGAACAAGGACAAUGGAUCCUCUCAGCAGGCCAACAAAGCUGGGGACAAGAACAAAAUGCAGAGAGCUAACUCAGUGACCGUGGAUGGACAAGGCCUACAGAUUACUCCAAUUCCUGGCACUCACCCACUGUUGGUUUUUGUCAACCCCAAGAGUGGUGGGAAGCAAGGAGAAAGAAUCUACAGAAAAUUUCAGUAUCUCUUAAAUCCUCGCCAGGUUUAUAGUCUUGCUACAAAUGGACCCAUGCCAGGGUUAAAUUUUUUCCGAGAUGUUCCUGACUUCAGGGUCCUGGCAUGUGGUGGAGAUGGCACAGUGGGCUGGAUUUUGGACUGCAUAGAGAAGGCAAAUAUAGUCAAGCAUCCUCCAGUUGCGAUCCUGCCUCUUGGGACUGGUAAUGACCUCGCCAGAUGCCUCAGAUGGGGAGGAGGCUAUGAAGGGGAGAGUCUGAUGAAAAUCCUCAGAGACAUUGAGAACAGCUCCCAGAUCAUGCUGGACCGAUGGAAGUUUGAGGUCACCCCAAAUGAUAAAGAUGAAAAGGGAGACCCAGUGCCUUACUCGAUCAUCAAUAACUAUUUUUCGAUUGGCGUGGAUGCCUCCAUUGCCCACAGAUUCCACAUUAUGAGAGAGAAACACCCAGAGAAAUUCAACAGCCGCCCCCACUGCAUGUUUGCCACCCCUGAUGGCAUCCAUGCAUCUGUGCGUAAGGCUGUUUGUGAAUCUGAGAUUUCCAUCAUGUUCCACAGUGAAUCCUUGUUCCUUGGCCUUGUCACUGUGGGUUCCCUGAGAGGAAAUGUUAAGUGGAGACGCUUACAGAGGAAGACUGUGCUGGGAAUCGAUGGGGAGCAGGCAGGUGUCAGGCACCUCUGUAGACGGGGCCCAGGACUGUCAUCUCGUCCUUCAGAGGCGGCUCCUCGGAAAGAGCUCAGCCUCCCCGGGAUCCAGCCUGAAGCACCCCGCUGA